Dermatophagoides farinae (American house dust mite) is the source of this 1415-nucleotide messenger RNA. RefSeq names its product programmed cell death protein 10-A. Lineage: Eukaryota; Metazoa; Arthropoda; Arachnida; Sarcoptiformes; Pyroglyphidae. Gene Ontology annotation, biological process: regulation of Golgi organization; positive regulation of MAP kinase activity. Gene Ontology annotation, molecular function: protein kinase binding. Gene Ontology annotation, cellular component: FAR/SIP/STRIPAK complex. The record is from RefSeq and is a predicted model, not a curated record.
CACAAGAUGUCGCCAUUGUUGAGUUUAUUUUUGACAAAAAAAACACCAAAAGAAUCGUUUGUGUAUAAAUAGUAUCAAAUGAUCAAGGUUCGAUCCGAUCAAAUAUUGAAAACAUAAACAAAAGUGACCAAAACAACAAAAUCGCCAAAAAAAAAAACAAUCCAAAUGAAUUUAAACGAAUUCAUAUUAUUAUUAUUAAACAUUGUUUAUAAUCAAUUUGCCCUUGUCGUAAUCGUUUCAUUGGGUUUCUUUUUCGUCAUUAUUCUUUAUACAUUUUUCUAUUAUUCGCUUUGAUUUCGAAACAAAACCAAAUCAAAUAUUUCGAAACAUCACAAAAAAAAUCGUGCAAUAUAAUCAUGAAUCUGUAUUAAUCAAGUGCCAUAAAAUUUAUAAUUUAAUCAACAAUACAUAUCGUAGAUUGCUGCUCUUAUCGAUUAUUAUACCAUAGUGAUUAUCAUCACACCACAUUCAUAACAAUAAUAUAUUGUAAUUGGAUUAUUAUUUCUGAAUCUGAAAACAAAAAUGAAUUCCAAAAUUUCUGGUCCAUCAUCAUCAUCAUUUUCGAUGAAUACAGAAAAUGGUAGCCGUAAUGGUAAUGGUGAAGUUUUUCGUUAUACAUCUGUAACUGCUGCACUUGUUUGGCCAAUUGUAAUACGUCCAUUAUUGCAUAAGAUACAAAAAUAUGAUCAAAAUGCAGCCAUCAUAUUAUUACAUGCAUUAGCAAAAGCAGAACAUCGUGAACCAGGUUUUCUUUUACAAUUCUGUCAAAAAAUACUGGCCAUACAUAAUUAUGAUUCAAUUAAUAUGAUUCAAUCAUUGUUACGAUUACAAGCAAGCAUUCCUGAAGCUGAUGAACAACGUUGUCGACGACCAGAAGAAACAUUUCAAGAAUUGAAUCGUCGUACAAUUACAUUGAAACGGAUUCUAGCACGAAUACCUGAUGUUAUCUAUAAUCGACAAUUAUUUUUAGAAACAAUCAGAAAAAUUGCUAGUGCAAUUAAAAAAUUGCUUGAUUGUAUCCAUCAAAAUAAUCUAAAUGGUUAUCUUGCCAAUGAACAAGAUCGACGAUCAGUGGAUAAUCGUCGUCGAGAAUUUAUACGUGAUUCAAAAAAUUUUAGCCAAUCAUUAAAAGAUUUUAUUAAAAAUAAUGACGAAAAGCUUGUAAUGCAAUGUGCAGCACAAUUAAUCUAUGCAAUAAAUGCCAUACAGAAAACGAUUAAAAUUUGUUGUGAUUUUAAUGAAUCAUCAUCAACAAAUGUUAAACGUUGAUUGAUACAACAAUGAAUGGAUUGAUUGGAUGGCCCAUAUGUAAUAACCAUAGCCUGAUUAUAUUACCCGGUACAAAAUAUUUUUGUCUAUCCAUUUUCCUGUGUGUGUGUGUGCAAAAUCCUACAAAAAAAAUUAUUUUUAUUUUG